Phytomonas sp. Hart1 is the source of this 2091-nucleotide messenger RNA. The record is from the annotation of a GenBank genome assembly. NCBI's taxonomy places the organism in Eukaryota, Euglenozoa, Kinetoplastea, Trypanosomatida, Trypanosomatidae.
AUGGCGUUCAAAGGGGUUCCAUCCGAACACGUAUCCGCUGAAUUGUACUCUCAAGAGUUCGACGAAUUUGAGGGGGAAACCUUAGAAUUAGAGAAAAAUAAUACGGACCUAGAGCUAAUUGCGAAGAAAGACGAAUUAAGCGUUAGAGAGAAUGAAUUAAAUCAGCAAAUCGAAUUGUUUAGGGAGCAGCAGCUGCAACUCCAACAACAACAGCAGCAGCUACAGCAACAACAACUUCAGUACCAACAACAGCAGGAGCAGCUACAGCUACAGCAACAACAGCAACAGGCAUUGGUGGAGGCGACGAGGCAGCAAAAGGUCGAGCUAGUCCGAGAAGAUCCCGUCGAUGCGGGGUUCUCCUCGGUUGAAAAUGUCCCGCCCCCUCGCGGUGCCGACGAGCGACAGGUUAAUCAACGUGAAAGAAAGCUAACGGAUGCUCAAAAGGCCGAACUUCAGCGCCGACGGGAGCGGGAGCGCGCCCUACAUCAUCAAAAUGCCGAUGAGGAAGAGGACGUUCACUAUCUUUUCCAGCGCCUAUCACAGGACGUUAGGGAGGUUUUUCACGAACUUUGUCUUUCUGUCAUUGCAGCUGAGAAAGAGCGUCUCCUUAGGGACGAGCGGUAUCGAAAGGAGAAGGAGGCGCGGGAUCGACGAGAAGAGCAGGAGCACAUGGAAAGACUAUUGCGAGAGGUCACCGAGCGUGAAGAGCGCGAGGCGAAGUUUUGGACUAGGGCCGAGAGAAGCGAGCAAGAAUUUCGAGUCCUAAUAGAAGAUCGCCUAAAAAAGGACGAGAUGGAGCGCGAGGCGAGACUUAAAAGGGACUUACAGGAUAGCGCGGAGCGUAUGCGAAAGGAUCAGGAGUUAAGAAGCGAACUAGAGAAACUGGAGCGUGAGAGGCGCUCCCAAGUCACUGCGGAAGCACAAAAACAGGAUAAUUCAUUUAUCCAAAGCCAGAUAGAAAAUAUUAAGUCUCAGUAUGCGGUUCAACUGGAGGAUAUUCGAAAACAAAACGAGCACCACCAUGCAAGCCUUGAGGAGUUUCACCGCACUGAGUUUGAAAUGAUCCAAAAGCGGUAUGAUGUGGACUCUCAGCAGCUUUUGAAUCAGCAUGCCAAGCAGCUUGCGCUGGCGGAGACGCACUUCGGGAAGGUUGACAGGUUAGAGAGGGUCUUGGGAAAUCUUCAUUCGGAGAUCGAGGCGUCCAAAAAACUAAGCGAAACACUCACGGAAGAGCGCUUGAAUACCCUUCAAGGUAAGGAGCGUAUGCUUGGAGAGCAAAGUUCUCUUUUACAGGCGAUGAUGGACGAUCUUAAAGACAGUAAGCAACAGCUGGAAAAGGAACGAGCCCGUGUUUCUGCACUGUAUGCCAAAUUCGAGCUUCUGCUCGGAAACUUCACGAAAAAUUCUGAAGAUGAUCGCCGGCAGCUCCACGAGACCCAGACCCGACUGGAGACACUUCGCCAGCAAACGGAUAAAGACCGCCGAUUAAUGCUUAGUGAGGUCUUUCAGGAACGUAAGGUGCUUGAACAGCAAACGGAUGAGUUCUUUUCCCGUAAAAUGGAGGCUAUGGGCGAAUUGCAGGCAGAGCGUUUGGCGAUUUCCCGGGAACGGACUGAGGCAGCGGUCGCGCGCGAACGCCAUAAUCGCAAUGAAACGGAGUUGCUUAAGUCCUUACAUUCCCGCGAGGAGGAAUAUGCGCUUAAGAUUGAGGCCAUCGAUGCGGACCGCUUAGCUAUCACUCAAAUGAAAUUGGACGCAAAACAAGCCUCGGAAAGGAUUGCCGCUGAUCGGGAAGCGAUGGCAAAAGAGCGAGAACUAUUCGAGUUGGAGAAACAAGAGCUUCUUGGUCGUUUUGAUCAGAUACGGCGCCGCGCGCACGAGGCCGCGAGCGUGCAAGAAAAGAUGCGCAUGGCUUUAGUUCAGGAACGCGCAACGGCAGAAUAUGGUAUUGAACCCGCCCAGUCGAAGCUUUCGGAGCUGCAGCCAAAGCCCACUCAGCAUACCGACCCCAGUUCAAUAGCCGUUACCAUGACGAACCUUCAGAUUAAUUUAGCGCAUCAACGGGCGAUACUGGGAAAAAUGGCGACGUAA